Molecule: messenger RNA, 684 nt
Organism: Rhizoctonia solani
Lineage: Eukaryota; Fungi; Basidiomycota; Agaricomycetes; Cantharellales; Ceratobasidiaceae
Exons: 4
Coding region: 1-684 (227 amino acids)
Source: RefSeq, a predicted model, not a curated record
AUGUUUAUUAACCCCGCUACUGCGUUCUCCGUACUUAGUGCCAUUACUGCAUUCGGUGUCGCCGAGGCUACAUACUCCAACUCCCAUUCGGGGUCUUCUGUUUCCAAGUCGUGCGAGAGUGGCUACUUUUGGUAUGACCGACUAAGCUGUUGCGCAAAGAACGGCGGAGAGAGCAACACCCCUCCCUCUGGAAGCAGUUGCCCCGACAACUUUUACUGGCACACCGACGAGAAGUGCUGCGUGCCCAAGUCGAGCGAUACUAGCCAGCAGAUUCCUUCUACGUGCCCAAGUGGUUCUACCUGGAGCUCUGUUUCUUGGUGCUGCAAGUCUAACAACACACCGUCGAGCACUUCUUGUGGUUCCGGUUUCUGGUGGUCGCCCUUGAACAUCUGUCUUUCAAUUGGAGUAGGAACGGAUAGCCCUCCAUCUGGAUACUCUUGCCCCAGCAACUGGAGUUGGCUUUCGAGCAAGUCUUGCUGCAAGCCUAACAAGCCCGAUACCCCUACUACUACUCCUUCGUGCGGCAACAGCUGGAGCUGGCACCCAGGAAAGCAGUGCUGCAUUCCAGGCGAGAACACCCCAACCCCAUCCAAUGCGCCCGGGACCUAUGGAAGGAAACGUCAUACUGCUAUGCACAAGCGUACGAGCUUCUGCCCGACCACUUCGAGUCUUGCCCCAUCCUAG